Molecule: messenger RNA, 4991 nt
Organism: Misgurnus anguillicaudatus (oriental weatherfish)
Lineage: Eukaryota; Metazoa; Chordata; Actinopteri; Cypriniformes; Cobitidae
Gene: gria2a
Product: glutamate receptor, ionotropic, AMPA 2a
Biological process (GO): monoatomic ion transport
Cellular component (GO): membrane
Molecular function (GO): ligand-gated monoatomic ion channel activity; signaling receptor activity
Source: RefSeq, a predicted model, not a curated record
GGAUUGCAGAGGCACAUGUGUCACUCUUCAGUCUCUCGGGUGAAUAUACUUGUUAAAAAAUGUAGCCUAUUUGUUUUAUUUUGCGACAUAUCCGAUUGCAGAGAAUAAGAUCUGCGAGUCAAAUGGAAAUCUUUACCGCUAUCUGGUUACCAAAAUUCGCCACGCAGCUGCGCUGAUCAAUUUACCGUGUCCCUGAUCUCGGCGGACAGCUUCGGCUCCGUUCGGCUCUUUCCGUCUUCAUCAGUAUUCUUACCGUGUGCGCUGAAUUGAAACGAUUCUCAGGGACGGAGCCGCAAAGGAGGAGGGCAAGACUCCCGCAUCAUCUCUCCAGCACCAUCACCACCGCGGUACCGGAGCUGAUUUUACCGAGAGCCUCUGUCUUUUUCUACUUGACAGUUUUAACAUGUGUCGACUCUACAUGGUGUCCGCUGUUUUGUGAACAGUGCGCGUUUGGUGGAUGUGGUCGCGUAACGCGUGGAUAAGCUGAAACGAUGAUUUUGUCGGGUUUCCUCUUCCCCGCGUUAUGGGGACUGGCGCUCGGCGGAUCUCCAAGCGUCCAAAUCGGUGGUUUGUUUCCCAGAGGAGCAGAUCAAGAAUACAGCGCGUUUCGGAUUGGAAUGGUUCAGUUCGGCACGGCCGAAUUCCGCCUCACUCCUCACAUUGAUAACCUCGAGGUGGCCAACAGCUUCGCCAUAACAAAUUGCUUUUGCUCCCAGUUCUCCAGGGGAGUGUAUGCUAUCUUUGGCUUCUACGAUAAGAAGUCUGUGAACACCAUCACGUCAUUUUGUGAGACGCUGCACGUGUCCUUCAUCACGCCCAGUUUUCCAGCUGAUGGCCUCAACCAGUUUGUUCUACAAAUGAGACCUGAUAUCAAAGGUCCUCUCAUCAGCCUAGUGGAAUAUUACAAGUGGGAGAAGUUUGCCUAUCUAUAUGACAGCGACAGAGGUCUCUCAACCCUGCAGGCAGUGCUGGACACAGCAGCAGAGAGGAAAUGGCAGGUAACAGCCAUAAAUGUUGGGAACCUGAAGGAUGAGUGGAAAGAUGAGGCAUAUCGUUCCCUCUUUCAAGACCUCGAGAACAAGAAAGAGAGGAGAGUCAUUUUAGACUGUGAACAGGACAAGGUCAAGGACAUUAUGGAACAGGUUAUUACGAUUGGUCGACACGUGAAAGGAUAUCAUUACAUCAUUGCCAAUUUUGGUUUUGUGGAUGGAGAUUUGUCCAAGAUUCAAUAUGGAGGAGCGAAUGUAUCUGGAUUUCAGAUUGUGGAUUUUGAUGACCCUCUUGUUGCUAAAUUUGACCAGCGCUGGGAGGCGCUGGAAGAGAAGGAGUAUCCUGGAGCAGACAGCAGAAUUAGGUACACUUCUGCCCUCACAUAUGAUGCUGUUCAAGUAAUGACGGAGGCGUUCCGAUUUCUGCAUAAACAAAGAAUCGACAUCAGCCGGCGUGGCAACAACGGAGAUUGUCUGGCCAAUCCUGCGGUGCCAUGGGCACAGGGGGUGGAGAUAGAGCGUGCCCUCAAGCAGGUGCGAGUUGAUGGAUUGACAGGAAAUAUUCAGUUCGAUCAGUACGGCAGGAGGGUGAAUUACACAGUCAAUGUCAUGGAGCUGAAAAACAGUGGCCCUGUAAAGAUUGGUUACUGGAAUGAGGUGGACAAAAUGGCAGUCACAAAAUCGGACCUUUUCCCCAAUGACACCAUGGGAAUGGAGAAUAAAACUGUGGUGGUGACAACAAUCCUGGAGGCACCGUAUGUAAUGCUGAAGAAGAAUGCAGAGUUAUUCACCGACAAUGAACGUUAUGAGGGAUACUGUGUGGAUCUGGCCGCUGAGAUUGCAAAGCAUUGUGGAUUUAAGUACCAGCUGAGGAUUGUGGCAGAUGGGAAGUAUGGCGCACGAGAUGCUGAGACAAAAAUUUGGAAUGGCAUGGUUGGGGAGCUGGUGUAUGGGAAAGCAGACAUCGCUGUUGCUCCUCUAACCAUCACUCUUGUCAGGGAGGAGGUGAUCGACUUCUCAAAACCUUUCAUGAGUCUUGGCAUUUCCAUUAUGAUCAAAAAACCACAGAAAUCCAAGCCGGGCGUCUUCUCCUUUCUGGACCCAUUAGCCUAUGAGAUCUGGAUGUGCAUUGUAUUCGCCUACAUCGGAGUAAGCGUUGUGCUCUUCCUUGUUAGCCGAUUCAGUCCUUACGAGUGGCACACAGAGGAGUUUGAGGACGGGCAGCUCGGCCCUAGCGAAUCAACCAACGAAUUUGGCAUCUUUAAUAGUCUGUGGUUUUCUCUGGGCGCUUUUAUGCAGCAGGGAUGCGAUAUUUCACCAAGGUCUCUGUCUGGCCGUAUAGUUGGUGGUGUAUGGUGGUUUUUCACCCUCAUCAUCAUUUCCUCUUACACGGCCAAUCUGGCUGCCUUCCUCACUGUGGAGAGGAUGGUGUCACCUAUUGAGAGCGCUGAAGAUCUCGCCAAACAGACUGAAAUCGCCUAUGGGACACUGGAUGCAGGCUCCACCAAAGAGUUCUUUAGGAGAUCCAAGAUCGCUCUCUUUGACAAGAUGUGGCAGUACAUGAAGAGCGCCGAGCCGUCUGUGUUCGUUAAAAACACGGUGGAAGGCGUUUUGCGAGUUCGCAAGUCCAAAGGCAAAUAUGCUUACCUUCUGGAGUCCACCAUGAACGAGUACAUCGAGCAGCGCAAGCCUUGCGACACCAUGAAGGUUGGAGGGAACCUUGACUCUAAAGGCUACGGCAUCGCUACACCCAAGGGAUCUGCUUUAAGAAACGCGGUAAACCUUGCAGUGCUAAAACUGAACGAGCAGGGGCUUCUGGAUAAAUUGAAAAACAAAUGGUGGUACGACAAAGGAGAGUGCGGCAGCGGAGGCGGGGAGUCAAAGGAGAAGACUAGUGCCCUCAGCCUGAGUAACGUUGCGGGCGUCUUCUACAUCUUGGUUGGCGGUCUUGGUCUGGCUAUGCUGGUCGCUCUGGUGGAGUUCUGCUACAAGUCUCGGGCGGAGGCCAAGCGCAUGAAGGUUGCCAAGACUCAGGCUCUAAAUCCCCCCUCUUCCUCGCAGAAUUCUCAGAAUUUUGCUACUUAUAAGGAAGGGUACAACAUGACGUUCACAGAUGCUAUGCGCAGUAAGGCCAGGUUGUCUAUAACGGGCAAUACAGGGGAGAACGGACGAGUGCUGACUCCAGACUUCUCUAAAGCCGUCCAUGCUGUGCCGUACCUGAGACCUGGCAUGGCAAUGCCUCUGAGUGUGAGCGAGCUGUCCUGAGUGCCUUACACAAACACACAGUACACACACAUUGGUGCAAGCAUGCUGCACCUCCAUAGACACCCACACGUGUAUAUAUUACUACACAUCUACACACACCGGCAGUAUAUAUACAUAUACAUAAUAGUACUCCAUAUACAGUGCAUUACAUCUACUCACAAGAUGUCAGAUCUAUACAUGCACGUGUUAUAUUCAUGCAUAUGCACACUUUAACGGAGAUAUAUUAUGUUUACUGUUCAUCGACUUUCAGCGUUUGCAUAUGUACAAAUACAUAAAAGACAUACAGGCCAUUUCUGUGUGUACAUAUGCAGAAAACAUUCACAAAGCUUGUGUAGCCACGCUCCUUUUUACAUUUGAAGGUCAUAUGCAUACACAAUAUGAACAAUAUCACCCACAUACACUGCUUCAGUUUUCAUUCACACUGUAAAUGAUGAUCGCAAUGCUGCACUGAAGAUCAACGUUACACAUUGAAAAGAAUUCCUAUGGGAAGAACUUCACACAUGUUUCCAUGGCAACGUGUUUUUGGAAUCUCUAAUUCUCAAGAACUCAAGCACACUUGAAACAUCCGCAUCAAAUGUGAUUUUGUUUACUCAACACGGUGAUAUAUUAAAACAAAUGUUUGACUAGAAUCAUUUCUUACUAUAUGAGCUAUGUAAUAUAAAAUAUGUAUAUAAUUAUACUUUUGUUCAUUUGAUGUUAACGUCACUAUGAAAAUGCUUGAUCUAAAGAAAAAAAUGAAAUGAUUUAAGUAGCUUUGUUUUCUUCUCACUGGUUUGAUUUGUUUCAACGUGACGUAUUUUUGGAUCACUGUGUUUUGAUCCUGCUAUGGAAAAUGCAAGCAGUAGUUUUAUAAUUCUGUCCUUUAAUCAAAAAAAGUUGACUAUUUUACCUUCUGCAUUUCACAACUUAUAUUGAAAGUGUUAUAUUGAUCGAGAUGGAUUUGUACGUGAAAAUAUGAAUAUAUAAGAAUAUCCCAAAAUGCCAAAUAUUGAUGUGUGCCAAAAUAUGUAGAGGCAUUUCAGAUGCAUUUGUUUAUAUUGUGAGACUGUAUGGAGAAAUGUAAAGACACCCUAAACUCAAGGGUUUGUUUAUUCUCAUAUUUGUUUUUCUGAGUAAUAUCAAACACAUUUUCUUUUUUAAAUGAGGUGCACUACAAUAUGCAGUUUUAACAGUGAAACGCAUGUCGACCUUUAGUUAUCUUUGUUUUUAUAAGAGCGAUGAUUAAGAUUAGUAUAUCACUAUAAUUAGUUAACUAGGACUUUCAUUUACUAGUCCAGACUAAGAAAUGGAGACGAUUAUUAUAGAUAGAUAGAUAGGAUAUAUUGAUAAUUCUAUUGAUAAAGUAUAUGCCGAUCACCCUUUUCUAUGCCAUGCUGUGUAACUGAAAUAUUGUUCAUUAGUUUUAUAUGUAUAUGUAUUCUACAUGUAAAUAGUACCCAUUCAUGUGUAUAACUUAAAUCUUGGAUGGUACACUAGUACACACACAAACGCACACAAGAGGAUUCCCCAUAUUGUGCAUUUGAGAGUUUGGAAGCAUAUUCAAGUUUUCGGUGCAAAACUUGAGCGUAUUACCAAGCUAUCUCUCGCGUACAGACACCGUGACGGACUCAUCGCAAGCAUCAGUUCAGUCGGAAAGUCUACCAUGGGAUAAAAUGGAGGACAUUUUUCUAAAUGGAAUGUGGACCGAUUGCUUUAUUUUUUGGAAAUUUUUGGAAUAAACAGAGACUGAGAAUCCUC